CAAUUGUAGUGAUGCUCCACGGUAAUUUACUGGAAGGCAGAUACUCGAUACUGAACAGUGUGGAUCAGUGUGGAGAGGUGGCGCAGUGACUGCUGCGAGGCAUCCAGGUUAGAUACAAGUCAACGAAACCGCGCAGUUUGCGCACGUCGACGCUCUCAACAAAUCCACUGUUUAGUUGUCGCUAGCUGCCUCCUGCACUAGCAAUUUGACGAAUUUAAAGGUAGGGUAGGUUUAUUUAGUAAUAAGUAGCCGUAAUGAACAUUUUGUAAAAUAAACAUUUGUGUUUAAGCAAAAUGUCUGAGUCGGGGCAUAGCCAGCCCGGAAUGUACGGACAGGGACGGAGGAGAAGACGACGCCGAGAACGGGAGCCUGGUCCGCCUGGACAGAACCUAUCCGGUCCGGGCCGUGAGCGAGAAUAUAACCCCCGGGAGCGCAGGGAUGGCAGCGAAGAACCACCUGGCCCUGUCCUUCAAAAGACCCCUAUCAUACUGGCAAAACCCCCUGGAGAAAGGACUAAGCCCAGUCAAAGUGCCCCCAUAAGCACGCCCCUGGAAAAGCCUAUCAUGCUCAUUAAAACCAGGGAGGAAGGAGGGAAACCAGGGACCCCCCCUGAUGUAACCCUUCCUGCCCCUGGCCCGGGGGCUGCUAAGUUGGAGAGGGAGGGGCAGCGUCCCACCCAGCCUGUGUACCAAAUCCAGAACAGGGGAAUGGGCUCGACUGCGUCCAGCAGCGCUAUGGACCCUGUGAUUGGCCAGACAAAGCUCCUCCCACCUGAGAAAAUGAAGCACAGCAUUAAGCUGGUGGAUGAGCAAAUGAACUGGUGUGACAGUGCUAUGGAGUAUCUGCGGGACCAGACAGACAUGCUGGUAGUGGGAGUUAUUGGCUUACAGGGAACGGGCAAGUCCACUGUCCUGUCACUGCUGUCAGCUAACACGCCAGAAGAGGACCAGAGGGCUUAUGUGUUUAUGGCACAGAGUCAGGAGAUCAAGGAGAGGGGAGGUAACCAGAGCAGUGGAAUUGACUUCUACAUCACCCAGGAGAGAGUUAUCUUUUUGGACACACAGCCCAUCUUGAGUCCCUCCAUUUUGGAUCAUCUCAUCAAUAAUGACCGCAAACUGCCACCAGAAUACAAUCUCCCCCAUACGUAUGUGGAAAUGCAGUCCCUGCAAAUGGCUGCCUUUCUCUUCACUGUGUGCCAUGUGGUGAUUGUGGUUCAAGAUUGGUUCACAGACAUCAACCUCUACAGGUUCCUCCAGACCGCCGAGAUGCUGAAGCCAUCCACCCCAUCUGCCAGUCAUGACAGCUCUAGCUCAUCUGGCUCUGAAGAGGGAUCCGAGUACUACCCUCAUAUCGUGUUCCUGCAGAACAAGGCGAGGAGGGAUGAUUUCUGUCCUCGGAACCUGAGGAAGAUGCACACGGCCGUGGACAAGCUGAUGGCACACUCUCACCUUAAGUACAAAGGCACACUGUCCAUGCUGGACUCUAACACCUUCCCUGGCCUUGGGCGAGACUACCUGGAGACCGAGGUCAACCUGUUCCUGCUGCCACAGCUGGAGAAUGAGGGGGAGGACGCUUUGACACGGGGAGGGCCUGGCUCUGCCCCCCUGUUCUCCCUGCUUCCUGGUUACAGGGGACACCCCAGCUUCUCCUCGUUGGCUUCCAAGUUGCGCAGCCAGGUCCUGUCCCUGUCUCGCUGCCAGCUCUCCCACACCAUCCUCACUGAGAAGAACUGGUUUCACUACGCGGCUCGGAUCUGGGAUGGGGUGAAGAAAUCCUCGGCUCUCUCGGAGUACAGCCGGCUGCUUUCCUAACGUCCACCGUGGAUCGCCAUGGAAAUGGGACACCCUGAACUGCUGGAAUGACCCAGAGACAUGUUUGGCUCAGUGGAGGAAAAAUCCACACCCAUGAUCACCUGAUCCAAGCCAUCCUGGAUGUUAUUGAAGAUACAUGUGAAAUCUGAUAUCUUGCCAUGUUCUCACCUGGCGCGAUUUGUGGGACUGCUUCUGCAGCUUUUGCUCAGUUUGGGCAGAUAAAUGGUUCUUAUCUACAGCCCAUACUGUAGAAGGCCAGAAGUGAAACGCAUCCCUUUUAACAGAAAAAAGGUUGAGCUCACUCGAGUGCCAUCAAUUUGUAAUAAAUGAAAAUGUACACUGGUGUUUGUUUUUGUGAAGAUUUAUUCUGGAACAUUGAAUAUUCAGACACAUGUAAAUGCAUAGAUACUGAACACAUUGGCUACAGACUGGUAGUUGUUGUUACUGUACCUUCACAUGUGACAUAAAUUUGUUUUAUUUAAAAGAUAAAAUAGCCCCAACCCUGUAUGUGCUAUACCAAUCCCGAAAGAACCGAACAUGGAUAGUUUCCUGAGGUGUAGAUGGGUUUACUUCUGUACAAUAAACCAAACCAAACAAAA
Molecule: messenger RNA, 2410 nt
Organism: Conger conger (European conger)
Lineage: Eukaryota; Metazoa; Chordata; Actinopteri; Anguilliformes; Congridae
Gene: smg9
Product: SMG9 nonsense mediated mRNA decay factor
Exons: 13
Coding region: 294-1811 (505 amino acids)
Biological process (GO): nuclear-transcribed mRNA catabolic process, nonsense-mediated decay
Source: RefSeq, a predicted model, not a curated record